Clunio marinus is the source of this 1535-nucleotide messenger RNA. Lineage: Eukaryota; Metazoa; Arthropoda; Insecta; Diptera; Chironomidae. The record is from the annotation of a GenBank genome assembly.
UUCUCUUCAGUGCUAAUUCUUUGCUCUCGUGUUUUUGUUUUAAAAAGAUAUCCAGAAGAAAAGUGUUUUUAGUUCGAUACAGAACGUUUGAAAGUCGCUUCGGGUCAUUCAUGCACAAAGUAACGUGAUUUAAUUUUCUUUAGUUUAUUUUUCUUUGUUUUCCGCGUGAAUUGUGACAGUAAUUUCAAUAAAUUCAUUUAUCCUUCAAUAUUGAAAGGAUAAUUGUGAUUCAAUCGAAGGAUAUUUGUGUAGGAGUUCAAAGUUUUCUUCAGAUUUAAAACGUGGAUGACGUAAUUAGUGUGAAAAAGAGACAAUAUAUUGUACUUUUUCUAUCUACUUUGAUUAUUUUUAAUACAUAAUCAAAGAUUUCCAUAGUGAACAAUGAGUCACGAUCAUUCACAUCAUGAUCAUGGGCAUCAUCUCCCAGUUCCAGAUUCUCCAUCAACAACAACUUUAAUGCCUUCAGCUCAUGAUCAUAACGCUAUGGAUCAUUCAAGCCACGGUAAUGGUCAUGCUGCACUUCAUCAUAUGAUGCAGAUGGCUUUUCAUGGUGGACACAACGAAACAAUUUUAUUCGAACAAUGGACGAUAAGCAGCACGUCAGGACUUAUUUGGUCAAUGCUGGUCAUUUUCAUUCUUGGAGUUCUUUAUGAAGGACUCAAAUAUUAUCGUGAAAAUCUCUUCUGGAAGUCUUAUAAUGCGCUACAAUAUCGAGCUGUGUCUGCUCCAGAGAAAAAUGGAGCAACUGAAGAUAAUUCGCGGGUCGUCCACAUGGUCGGAGAAGUCGUUCAUCGUGAUCCACCGACAAUCUUCUCGUGGAUGCAUUUCUACCAGAGUGUUCUUCAUCUUAUUCAAGUGACUCUUUCACUUAUGCUUAUGUUGAUCUUCAUGACAUACAACACUUGGCUAUGUUUGGCUGUUGUGUUUGGAGCAAUGAUUGGUUAUCUUCUAUUUGGAUGGAAGAAAAGUGUCGUUGUUGAUGUCACCGAACAUUGCCAUUGACUCGUUUCAUCUCUCUUUGCUCAUAUAAUGCGCGGUCUUGAUUCAAUUCUCAAACGAUCAUCAGUUUUAAUCGAUGCAUUGAAGAUUCUUUGGGUCCACUUUCGAAGACUGCGCAGACUUUUUCCAAUGAAAAGACGGUAAUCAGAAUGUUUUAAAAUAAGUGAAAACUUAUCAGCCAUCAUGAUAUAAAAAUAAUUCUGAUUUGCCAAUCUUUUCAUGUUACCCGCGAUUCGGACAAAAUAUUUUUCUCAUUUCAAAGAAUCUGAAAGGUUCAGACUUUUCUUUUUAAAAGACAGAGAAUCGAAAGAAAAAAAAUCAUUACUAUAAGCCACGAAUUUUUCUAUGUUUCAGUUAAUAUUAAAAAUAAUUUUAGUUGGUAAUGAAAAAUUCUUUCAGUAUAGGAGAAGGUCAUAAAAAAGUUUAAUUAUGUUGUUUGAUUUAAAUAAUCAUGAUCAAGAAUUGUUAAAAUUAGGAAGAAAACCUUGUAAGACAAAGUUUUUGUAAUAAAAUAAUAAAUUAUCUUAUGGCAAAUU